AUGUCGAAACGCGACGUCACCCUCACCAAUGUCACCGUGGUCCAGCUCCUGCGACAGCCGUGCCCAGUGACCAGAGCACCACCACCCCCGGAGCCCCAGCCAAUCAAAGAGCCAGCCCCACCACCUCCGCCUCCUGCACCUAAGAAGGUUUCUGUGGUUCGGGAGCUGACUGUUGGCAUCAAUGGAUUUGGACGCAUUGGUCGCCUGGUGCUGCGUGCCUGCAUGGAGAAGGGUGUUAAGGUGGUAGCAGUGAACGAUCCGUUCAUCGACCCAGAAUACAUGGUGUACAUGUUUAAGUAUGACUCCACCCACGGCCGAUACAAGGGGAGCAUGGAAUACAGGAAUGGACGGCUGGUCGUCGGUAACAAUGAGAUCAGCGUCUUCCAGUGCAAGCAGCCCAAAGAAAUCCCCUGGAAGUCUGUCGGGAGCCCCUUUGUGGUGGAGGCCACAGGCAUGCACCUGUCCUUAGAGGAAACUACAGCCCACAAUGAGGCAGGUGCCCUGCGUGCGGUCAUCUGCGCGCCCUCUCCAGAUGCACCCAUGUUUGUCAUGGUGAACGAAAAGGACUAUAACCCCGGCUCCAUGAAGACUGUCAGCAACGCAUCCUGCACCACCAACUGCCUGGCCCCCCUCGCCAAGGUCAUCCAUGAGCGAUUCGGGAUUGUGGAAGGGCUGAUGGUGACCCAUUCCCACACUGCCACCCAGAAGCCAGUGGACGGGCCAUCGAUGAAGGCCUGGCGAGACGGGCGCGGCCACCAAAGCAUCAUGCCGGCCCCUACAGGGGCUGCCAAGGCCGUGGGCAAAGUCAUCCAAGACCUCCAAGGGAAGCUGACUGGAAUGGCGUUCCGAGCGCCAACCCCAGUCGUGUCUGUUGUGGACCUGACCUGCCACCUGGCCCAGCCUACCCUGUACUCAGACAUCAAGGAGGCCAUAACAGCAGCAGCCAAGGGGCCCAUGGCUGGCAUCCUUGCCUACACUGAGGAAGAGGUCGUGUCCACGGACUUUGUUGGCGAUACCCAUUUGUCUAUCUUUGAUGCUAAGGCUGGCAUCGCGCUCAACUACAACUUUGUGAAGCUCAUUUCCUGGUACGACAACGAAUAUGGCUACAGUUACCGAGUGGUGGACCUCCUCCGCUACAUGUUCAGCCGAGACAAGUGA
Messenger RNA from Lipotes vexillifer (Yangtze River dolphin), 1158 nucleotides. RefSeq names its product glyceraldehyde-3-phosphate dehydrogenase, spermatogenic (gene GAPDHS). NCBI's taxonomy places the organism in Eukaryota, Metazoa, Chordata, Mammalia, Artiodactyla, Lipotidae. Gene Ontology annotation, cellular component: cytosol. Gene Ontology annotation, biological process: glycolytic process. Gene Ontology annotation, molecular function: NAD binding; glyceraldehyde-3-phosphate dehydrogenase (NAD+) (phosphorylating) activity. The record is from RefSeq and is a predicted model, not a curated record.